AUGCCUCCUCCUCCUGCUGUCAAGGCUAAAGCGGCUUCUGGACCGCCGCCUGUGGUUGCAAAGUUCGUGGGCGUUGGAGAAGCGCCUGUGAGUUCGCCACGCACUGAGGAUGAUGAAGGUUUGCAGAUAUUUGAAUCGCGAUCGCGUGCCACUGUUGCAUCAACGGAUGGCUUUAGGGGCAUGGAGAAAAUGGAGAAUGGCAGCAGAAAGGAUACUCAGCUCCGGAUGCUGGCUAGUCAGUUUGACGUCGCAGGUAGCUCUGAAACAAAACAAAGGCUCAUCGUAGCCUCCCAAAGUGUUGCCGGCUCAAAGGUUUCCCCACUGCAUCCACCGCUCAGAGAAGAUGCCUCAGAUCUCUCGGCAAGCAGCAUGCAAGGCUUUGGCGAUACUACAGAGUCGUCCAAAGGCGCGCCUCUGAAACCGUCAGCUGUUAUUGAGAGAGAUGAGGCACUCCUCAUGGAUCGUUCAGCAGUGUCUUUUAUUAAAGCACCGGAUGCGUCUAGGGCGAGCUAUUACGGCUCACUAGGCUUCGGGGAUGAAAAGCAGGUGGAUAAAAGAGUUCUUUUGUCCGCUGGAGAAUUCGGGGCAAGUCAGCAAGACCCUGCAGAAUGGUUUUUCCCUCAAUCAAUUGUUGAUGCUGAGCUACUUCACCUCGAGACGAGAGACUACGUUUCAACAGGGAACUGCUUUUACAGUCUAGGCCCGAAGGCGGUUGUGGAAUCGCUGUGCGAUUCUCAAACGGAGUCUGAUAUCCAACAAACUGCAUCUCCGAAUUUGAAUGCCAAUGAAAGUAUACUUAUUGCUAUUGACAGAAUUAAAGGCCUGUACGACUCACCCACCAAUCUCCUGCAAUGGGAUAGCAGCCAGAGAACCUCAGCGAGCAUUAGCUGCACGCAGAUUGGCAAACUCCCAUCUGUGCAGUAUGCAACAGUCCUGAGUUUGUGGAGCGAGCUUCUGCUUUAUCAGAAGAGCCAGGUCAUUUUGGUGGUUGGGGAGCCUCCACAAAACAAAGAUCGAACUGUACCCUCACUUCUUUGUGGCUUUGGCCUUGUAAUCGGAUCCACCGUUAAAGAGCAGACAUGGUUUGCAAGUAGAAUCAGGCGCAUCUAUGACGCUGUGACGAUGUGGAGCACAGUUGUCUCCAAUACAUAUGACAACGCAUCUGUGUGUCGGUGGAGGUGGAGUCUCGGGUUUUGUAGUAAUGGCAAGGCUAGAAACAUCUCGCUUUCAGGAGCAUUGCUAAGUGAUGGGCCCCCUGCUGAUGAGGGUGCUUUGUCCGACUAUGCCACUCCUCAAAUCCUAGGAAUCCCGAAAUUGCCGCUGCAGGUUCUCCAAAGCUCUCUGCUACAUGGCGAUGCAGUGCACAUCAAAACGGGCUCUCACACCUCGAAGGGGCUUUCAGCCGUCUCAGAAGAGCUGCAAGCAGCUUUAGGAUUCAGUACUGCGGAGGCGGUGGCUGCAGUACGUAUUUGUUUGGCUUACUGGAUUCUGUCUAAAGGCAUCAGUUUGAGGCCUGAAGACGCAGAUGUUACUGAGAUACUUCUAGGAUCACAGGCAGGAUCAGUGCAGUCGCUGAUCCAACAGUGCACCGGGAAUCAAGAAGAUGUGCUGCGUCACCUACGAAAUGCUCUUUAUGAUGAUCUAUUCGAACACGUCGUGAAUCUGACCAAUAAAUCUUUGCAGAGCGCUUUCCAACAACUAGUCUCAGCGAUCCCAUUAGCUCCGCAGGGCAAAGCUCUCCAGAUAAUAAUUGAAGAGUCGCCAUACUCGAAGUUUGCAAAAGAUCGUCUGUCGUUCAGGGGCCUCGCUUGCAGAGCUUUUGAGGUGCUGCAACUAGCAUUUGCUUUUCGCGGCCUUCAUAACCUUCAACGCAUCAUGGAGACUGACAGUGUGAAGCUUCCACCGUACCUGGAAUCGAUAAGGCGGACGCCUCAAACUCAACUUCUUGUGCAGAUCCUUUUUUCCAGAUAUGGCGGACUUAUACCAUUUCUUGCUCAAGAACCCCGAAAGCCUGCAGACGUAUCAAGGUGGAUGGCUUGGAUGACCGAAAAGCCAUAUAUAAGAGAAGUCUUGAGAGUAAUGCCCAACGGGUCGUUACUUGUCGACUGGCUGGGAAGCUGGGCGAGCACGAGCUUAAUGGAGCUAACCGCAGCUUCGUGGACCGUUGAUGGGUAUACUUAUAGCAAGAUAGAAAGCUUGCUUUGCUCAGCAUCAGCUACAAGGAUGUGCAAAAACAUGAUUCAUCCCGGUUAUGCGCUUCGCUUGUUUCACGCCGUCAAGGAUUCUCUAGCGACUGAACUCGUGGAAAGGCCCGUACUAGUCGUACGGUCGUCGGACUCGCGCCUGGUUAACUGGACGCACCAAGAGCUAAGGAUAGUAGAAGACUGGCAGAGUUUUGGCUUUCCAGUGCUGGCGCGAUUGAGCGAUCUGCCAAAGUACUGUCCUCAUCUUUUUGAAAUGGGCAUGUUUUAUGGCCACGAGGAAUCCUGGCAGGUUCUUGCGGAGUAUCUCAACACGGAAGACUUUGCCGUUGGUAAAGCUCUCAUUUUUGCAAGGAGUUCAGCCUAUAACGCUCUGUAUGGCUUCGAGUUAGCAGCUAAAGCUAUUGAGAAAGACCGCGAAAACCGGCUACAAACCCUUCGGGCACAGUGGGACAAGCUGCAAACAUUGAAGGCCGAGCUGUAUGGUGGCGCUUACAUGGAAAUUCUACCUGAACAAAUGCUUUCAGAACCCGUGGUAAACGAUGUAAUACCCGGAAUCUUAUUGCGACCAAGUUCAGUUGCAUCAUCUGCUUCGCCUGGCAAAACAGUAUAUCCUCACAAGUCAACGGAAUCAUCCAUUGCUAGCAUGAAGGUAUCGGACAGCACGGAAUCUGACGAGCACAACAAUAUCAGCUUAAGUGCGCGAGAGCCCCUUCAGCGAGGAGAAAGUUGUAGUAACCUCUGUCAGCGAACACACUCUCACUCUGUUCAGACAGCAACUUCCUCUAAUAUUCUACCUCAGUCCAGCCUUUUGUUCCGUGAAUCGCUGAAUGAGCCAAAUGCUUCAGAUCUCAAACCCAGCAGCUCCCUUGAUUCGGCACCAGCUUCACUUGCAUCGGCUCUUCCAAGAUUUCUGCCAUCGAAGUCUAACGGUGGGCAGCCUUCGCCACCCACUGCAAAAAACAGUUGCUCCCGGCUGCCUCCUCAAGUGAUGUCAACCAGUUCUCCAGAAACAGAUAGCACCAACAAAAACAUGGAAGCCGCAUUUGCACAUGGUGAUCCUAGUAAACCAAAUAUGGUGGAAAGUUACUCCUGUCAGACACCCCUUGGCAAGACACCUGUUUCAGGGAAGACUGUGACCCAGAAGCUGCCUUCUGCUAUAGGCGGCGGUAUGUCGACUGAUGCUGAGGAUGCGAAAGAUGAGAAUGCUAUCUACACAGAAAAAAUGGCAGGAGAGGAAGCACAACAGGGGCUUGAACCAACAGACGCUGCAGGAUCGGGUUCCCCAGUUGAGGAGAAGCACAUGCUCCGUAUUUGCACCGUAGAUGCAGAAGGCGAAGAAAAAGCUUGUGAAAAUCCGGUUACUCAGAACGAAGAGGUAGCAUCACCAAACACGGACGACAUUUCGUCAUGUGAGUUACCAUGCAGCUCUACAAAUACAGAAGAUCCAGCACGUGCACUUUCGAGAGGGGCUGAUGGUCAGAACGGGGAAGUUCAAGAAGCCUCGGCGGAAGGUCUUGUGCACGAAGAAAUCGAACGUAACUCUGAUGCUCAGCAUCCUCAGUCCAAUGUAGCCAGUGAAUCUGACGAUGCUCAGGAACAAGAGCAAACGACUGCAGCGAAAACGGGUCUUCGAGCAAUGUGGCGUACGACUACAAACGACGGAGCUUGGCGAGGGCUUGUAAUCCUGCCAAAAGAAAGCACAGAAGAGUCGGCACAAGCGUAG
Cyclospora cayetanensis is the source of this 3927-nucleotide messenger RNA. RefSeq lists its product as uncharacterized. The coding region runs from base 1 to 3927 and encodes 1308 amino acids. NCBI's taxonomy places the organism in Eukaryota, Apicomplexa, Conoidasida, Eucoccidiorida, Eimeriidae. The transcript is spliced from 14 exons. The record is from RefSeq and is a predicted model, not a curated record.